This is a messenger RNA of Carcharodon carcharias (great white shark), 2308 nucleotides long. RefSeq names its product SRY-box transcription factor 14 (gene sox14). The record is from RefSeq and is a predicted model, not a curated record. Gene Ontology annotation, molecular function: DNA-binding transcription factor activity, RNA polymerase II-specific; RNA polymerase II cis-regulatory region sequence-specific DNA binding. Bases 438 to 1157 code for a protein of 239 amino acids. Lineage: Eukaryota; Metazoa; Chordata; Chondrichthyes; Lamniformes; Lamnidae. Gene Ontology annotation, biological process: positive regulation of transcription by RNA polymerase II; cell differentiation; anatomical structure morphogenesis. The transcript has a single exon.
CGCUUUGAACUUCGCCGCUCUUUGGCUGCGGAUCACGAGGUUUGCUCUUCAUUUUCCGUCCAGGUGCUCUCUGUGACUGGACACCUCCAAGGGGAGGAAGAGAGAGAGAGAGAGAUAAAGCAAGUGUGAGAGACCCAAAGAAAAACAAAUCAAUGUAACAAUAGCAGCCUGCGAAACCAAUUAGCGGAGCAACUUAAACUGAAGAACUCCGAUCUUUGCAAUCUCCAGGCGAGUUGAUUCAGUUUUGUUUUAAAACAAGGAGCGUCUCCGGCUACACAGGGGAAGCUGUUUUUCGGCUGAAAGCUGCAAUGAUUUGUUGAGGGAGAUUUUUUUUCUUGUCGCUCGCUGGUGUCAGUGACAGGUGAGCUGUUUUCACUCCGGCUGCUCACUUCCCCAAAGUCAAUCGUUUGCCCCCCUUCGCCCUCCCCAACACCAGCAUGUCCAAGCCCGCAGACCACAUCAAGAGACCGAUGAACGCUUUCAUGGUCUGGUCCAGAGGCCAGAGGAGGAAGAUGGCCCAAGACAAUCCCAAAAUGCACAACUCCGAGAUCAGUAAGAGGCUGGGGGCUGAAUGGAAGUUGCUGUCGGAGGCUGAGAAAAGACCUUACAUCGACGAAGCCAAGAGGCUAAGAGCGCAACACAUGAAAGAGCACCCAGAUUACAAGUACCGACCCCGGCGCAAGCCCAAGAACCUCCUGAAGAAAGACAGGUAUGUCUUUCCUUUGCCCUACCUGGGGGACAGUGAUCACUUGAAGGCUGCCGGGCUCUCCAUGUCUGCCGCCGACUCGCUGCUGGGCGCCUCGGAGAAAGCCAGAACUUUCCUCCCGCCGACGUCGGCCCCUUACUCCCUGCUCGACCCCAGCCAGUUCGGCUCCAGCGCCAUUCAGAAGAUGACCGAGGUGCCCCACACCCUGGCCACCACUUUGCCCUACGCGUCCACCCUGGGAUACCAAAGCGGAGCGUUCGGGAGCUUGAGUUGCCCUAGCCAGCACACGCACACCCACCCAUCGCCCACCAACCCUGGCUAUGUGGUCCCCUGUAACUGUACCGCCUGGUCCGCCUCCAGUUUACAGCCCCCCGUGGCUUACAUACUCUUCCCGGGAAUGACCAAAGGAGGCAUAGACCCUUACACCUCGGCGCACGCAGCCGCCAUGUAAGGGUCAACCGUAGCGGCAUCAAGUGAAAAGAGACUUUAUCUUGUGAACUUCAAUUCGAACAUUGCAUGUACAACACAAACCGGACAAAUUAAAGACUGACAUCUGAAACGCUGAGGCUCGAGGGGGGGAGGGGGGAACACCGCCGGAACAGAAUGGACCAAAAUGGGACUGAACUUUGGAGGAAAAUCUCCUGUCUCCGGCACAAGGCAACUUGCAAUGUAAACAACAUUGAAACAAAAAGGGGGACAAAGAAAAAGGAGAGAGAGAAAAAAAAAAUCUUAAUUAAAAAGACUGCCUCUGGUUUUCAAUCUUACAUUGCAUGUAGAGUAAAAGGCUCCAAAAAUCGGAACUUUGUCCUCGCCUGGCGAAGGACUCUAAAAGGGAACUUUAUGGCGGAUUCUGAAUCCUGACUGUAACAUGAGUGCUACUGAAGGCGGAUGAGUGACUGUAAUAUUGUAGAUGUUUUGUUUGAAAAGCUGUCACUUUUUUAAAAAAGUAGCAGUUUCGGUUUUAUUUAUUAUCAUGUAUAGUGGUGUAUAAUACCACGUGCUCUUUCUUUUUGUUUUGAAACAAAAUUCUUUCAAGUCCUCGAGUUUCCUUUGCACAUCAGAAGCGAGACUUAUAUCAAAACGUUGCCACCAAUCAGUAAUAACUAGACCAUCUGCCAAUUUCCAUAGGAAUUGAGAGAUAACGUUUAACAUUAACUGGGGGCUAAAUGAGGACAGGAGAGUCUGUCUUACAUUAAAGAUAGUUCUCACUCUGGAACUGGCCCCUCGAUUUUUUUUCUCCCCCAUUUCCAACCGAACUUCAGACGUGAAGUGACCAACGCUGGUUAUUUUUUUAAGAAAAAUUACAAUUUAAAUAUGUUUGAAAGAAAAGUAUGUCUCCAAAACAAGUUGUAUCCAGAAGGAUUUUACCUCGUACUCUGUUCAAUUGUUGAACAAAGGUAAUGUUUUAAAUAAAGACACGGUGUCUACACAAAAAAAAUAUAUGCGGAAUAUGGUAUGUUUAUUGGACACUGGAAUGGAAAUGUGCUUGAACUCACAAUUAACAUGUCCCAGUAUAAUCCCGUAAACGCCUGAGUGGAGUCUCAGUGGAAUUAGAAUUAGCAAAUAAUUUCAUAUUAACCCGUCAUCAAGUGCAACAUUUAA